CCGCCGCCCGCCCGUUGCCGCCGCCGCCGUGCUCUUGCUUCGCCGGCCGCCGCCUAAGGGGGGCUGGGGCCGGGGCCAGCCGCCACCACCAUUGCCGGGAUGCCGCGGGUAUACAUCGGCCGCUUGAGCUACCAGGCCCGGGAGCGCGAUGUGGAGCGCUUCUUUAAGGGCUACGGGAAGAUCCUGGAGGUGGAUCUAAAGAACGGGUGGGGAAAGAUCAAGUGCAGACUGAGCUGUGGCCAACGUGUGCAGACCAGGAAUCCACACUAGCUCUAAUCAGAAAGCUCUUGGUGUGCGGAACUGCCAGUUUGCCGACGUGAAAAGAGCCCCAGACUGGGUAAUGGUGAGCCCUGAAGUCGCACCCCAGCUCUGCCACUCAGUGAGCACGGCAACAUCCCUAAGCCUGACCAGCCAUGGAGAGGUUCGGUUCUUACCAGGAAAAUGAGUGAAUGUGGGAAUGGCUCACCACAUUGGGAAAACAAAACACAUCCUGCUGAUGGUUGGCUGAGGACUGUCAUGUCCACAUACAAAGAAAAAGCAUGUGGCACAGUUUUAGGACAAAGGUAUGGUUUUGUGGAGUUUGAUGAUCUGCGCGAUGCAGAUGAUGCUGUUUAUGAACUCAAUGGCAAAGACCUUUGCGGCGAGCGAGUGAUUGUCGAACACGCCCGGGGCCCACGUCGGGAUGGCAGUUACGGCUCUGGACGCAGUGGCUAUGGUUAUAGAAGAAGUGGCCGAGAUAAAUAUGGCCCUCCCACCCGCACAGAGUACAGACUUAUUGUGGAGAAUUUGUCAAGUCGGUGCAGCUGGCAAGAUCUAAAGGAUUACAUGCGUCAGGCAGGAGAAGUGACCUAUGCAGAUGCUCACAAGGGUCGCAAAAACGAAGGGGUGAUUGAAUUUGUAUCUUACUCUGAUAUGAAAAGAGCUUUGGAAAAGUUGGAUGGAACAGAAGUCAAUGGCAGAAAAAUAAGAUUAGUUGAAGACAAGCCUGGCUCUAGACGACGCCGAUCCUACUCCAGGAGCCGGAGUCAUUCGAGGUCUCGCUCUCGAAGCAGACAUUCUCGGAAGAGCAGAAGCCGAAGUGGCAGCAGCAAAAGCAGUCAUUCUAAGAGUCGAUCCCGAUCCAGGUCAGGCUCCCGCUCCCGGAGCAAGAGCCGCAGCCGCAGCCAGAGCCGCAGCCGGAGCAAGAAGGAGAAAAGCCGGAGCCCCAGCAAGGAUGACAAGAGCCGCAGCCGCAGCCGCAGCCGCAGCGCCGGCCAGAGCCGCAGCAAGAGCAAAGACCACGCGGAAGAGAAGGCGCAGAACAAUGCCAGCGCCGGGAAGUCCAAGAGCCGGAGUCCCAGUCGGCAUAAGAGCAAGAGCAAGAGCCGCAGCAGGAGCCCAGAGAGGGCCGCGGAGGAGGAGAAGCGCAGGAGUGGCAGCCCGGAGCCCAGCCGGAGCCAGGAGAAGAACGACCCCAAGAGCAGGAGCCGCAGCCGGAGCAAAGGGGGCAGCCGGAGCCGCAGCCGGAGCCGCAGCAAAAGCAAGGACAAGAGGAAGGGGCGGAAGAGAAGCAGGGAGGAAAGCCGUAGUCGCAGCCGCAGCCGCAGCCGCAGCCGUAGUCGUAGCCGUAGUCGUAGUCGCAGUCGCAGUCGCAGUCGCAGUCGCAGCAAGAGCGAAAGGAGCAGAAAACGCAGCAGCAAGCGGGACAGCAAGACGAGCAGCAGCAAGAAGAAGAAGAAGGAAGACACCGACCGCUCCCAGUCCAGGUCGCCAUCCCGCUCGCGGUCAAAGGAGCGGGAACAUGCCAAGUCCGAGUCUGGCCAGCGGGAAGGCCGAGGGGAGAGCGAGGAUGCCGGCCCCAAGCAGGAGAGCCGGUCCAGGUCAAGAUCCAAUUCCAAAUCGAAACCAAACCUUCCAUCAGAAUCACGUUCCAGAUCAAAGUCCGUGUCGAAAACCCGAUCGCGAUCCAAGUCGCGGUCCAGAUCUGCUUCUAGAUCACCCUCACGGUCUAGAUCCAGGUCCUAACUGGUUACGGCCGCAGCUGGAGCCGCCGGAGAAGUCUUUUGUACAUGUUCGGUAGCCGUAGCACAAGUGAUCGAAGUAGAACACGUCACUCUGUACAUUUUUAACUCCCUUGAUGGUGUGUCUGUAAUUGUUAAAUCUAAGUGCUUCCUCUCAGUAACGCCUCCUGGCGCCAGGCCUCCUGCUCGACUGAAAGAAAAGAAAAUCUCUCUGAAACCCCUUUUCUCAUGGCCCACGGUAGAAUAUCCAAAAUGCCUUGGCUUUCAGGCCUGGCUUUUCCUACAGGGAGCUCAGUACCUGGACGGCUUUAAGGCUGGAUGAUGACAUAGGUAGGUACGGUGAGUUCAACCAUUUUUGCCCUUGAAUUGAUGCCCUUUGAUGUAUGCCAUUUAGUGAAAGUGCUAAGUCUUAAGUUUCUUACCACUUUGAGUUCAUAUUUUUGGACUUAACAAAGUUGUGAAUAGCACAGUCGAGGAAAAUUGAUACCUGCAGUUACCCAUAGGAAAUAAACUAGAGUUCCAUAUUCUGGUAUUGUGAUUAUAUUGUUUUAUAUUAAAAAAGAAAAAAGAAUUUUUUUUAAUUUUAUUUUUCCCCGUCUUGCAAAGUAUAGUGACCCCUGUUUCCAUUAAAUUUGAAUAAAGACUAUUUUUGCUUGACAAAAUUC
Messenger RNA from Oryctolagus cuniculus (rabbit), 2665 nucleotides. RefSeq names its product serine and arginine rich splicing factor 4 (gene SRSF4). NCBI's taxonomy places the organism in Eukaryota, Metazoa, Chordata, Mammalia, Lagomorpha, Leporidae. The record is from RefSeq and is a predicted model, not a curated record. Gene Ontology annotation, molecular function: mRNA binding. Gene Ontology annotation, cellular component: cytoplasm; nucleus.